UUCCCCCCCCCCCCGUCCUCCCCCCCCCCUACAAGCUGGUUCAUUUUAGUCUCAUAAAAAAGUAAAUCAUUAAUGUUUAUCAGCCAGGUGUUUUACCUUUUCACAGGUGUGUGACAAAUUACGCUUUCGUUUUUCAAAACUUGCAGUUCUCUGUUAGUUAUUUUAUUGAGAUCUUCAACGGCUUGCACCUUUGUGUGUUUUUUUUUUAAAGGUAAGUCGGUCAAACAGCGGUGUGUCGCGUUCGGGGAAACAGAUUCGGUUUAUAUUGCUGUAAAAAAAAAAAAAAAUAGGAUCAUUUUUAAUGUACGUAGCAACCCGUAUCUCAUCAAAAUGUUGUGUAAACGUUACAGAUAAGCCGACGCUAAAGAUUGUGUGAAUAUUAUUAAUUCUGUUUAUAUGUACCAUUGUAUCUCUGCCUGUCGAUAUAAUGAGAUUCAAAUGUUUUAUAUAAUUGAUUCUUUGUUUAAGACUUUGUCACUGUCGAUACGGAUGGAGUCACUUCAAUUUGAUUUAUUUUGCAUGUUGGGUCUCUUUAUUUGGUUGUAAUUUAGUAAAUUUGUACUUUGAUCGUAAACCACAGCAACCGAACCUCAACGAAUUGGAUUUUAUUAUAGUUGUACUUUGAACGUGAUAACAGCGCUGUGUUUUUUUAACAGGAAGCUACAGCUGUGACAUUUUAGGAUUGAGACAUUAAUUAAAAAAACUUUGACAUAAUUGAUUUUAUUUAACAUCAUGUCAAAGAAACUACAAAAUGAUAUCGCCAAAAAAAAGUCUAUACCGGAAGCCAUAAUAGCAGCACAGUAGUAGAUUUGUGAAAUGUCACAUUUUUCAAUUGUCAAUUUUUCUUUUAAGUAUCUGGAAAACUAUACAAAGCGCUGGGUGUGGAAUUCAAUAUGUUAACAAGGGAACAUUAUUCAGCAGCUGUCAUUGGACUCUAUGAAGCUGAGGGAGUUCAUUCUAUAUAGAGGGGGUGGAAUUCAAUAUGUUAACAAGGGAACAUUAUUCAGCAGCUUUCAUUGGACUUUAUGAAGCUGAGGGAGUUCAUUCUAUAUAGAGGGGGUGGAAUUCAAUAUGUUAACAAGGGAACAUUAUUCAGCAGCUUUCAUUGGACUCUAUGAAGCUGAGGGAGUUCAUUCUAUAUAGAGGGGGUGGAAUUCAAUAUGUUAACAAGGGAACAUUAUUCAGCAGCUUUCAUUGGACUCUAUGAAGCUGAGGGAGUUCAUUCUAUAUAGAGGGUGUGGAAUUCAAUAUGUUAACAAGGGAACAUUAUUCAGCAGCUUUCAUUGGACUCUAUGAAGCUGAGGGAGUUCAUUCUAUAUAGAGGGGGUGGAAUUCAAUAUGUUAACAAGGGAACAUUAUUCAGCAGCUUUCAUUGGACUCUAUGAAGCUGAGGGAGUUCAUUCUAUAUAGAGGGUGUGGAAUUCAAUAUGUUAACAAGGGAACAUUAUUCAGCAGCUUUCACUGGACUUUACGAAGCAAGGUUAGUUCAUUCUAUAGGGUGGUGCAAUGCUUUUGACCAGAGCUGUGCUGUGCUGUACCUGCAGGUUUUGAAGUGUAAUAUACGGUGGCUGACAGCAUCAUCAGUAGAACCACUUCUGUUGUAAACGCAGGAAAGCAAAUCUAUAAUUUAAACAAAAGGGGAGAGGAAAGGAAGAUAGCCGCGUUGUAUCAUGUUUGGGGAUUUCGAAAGCAGAACAUGUUUACAGAUAGCUAAAGCAUUUUUUUUUUUGUGGUUUUGUCUGAGCAGUGGCUGGUUUUUCUGAUCGGUAGAGACGAUGUCAAAGAGAAAUACAGCCCAAGAAACCGCUGCUUCAGGAAUCACUGGCAGUGUAUCCAAGAAUUUCGUCGGUCUCCACUCGCUUAUCACCGCGACCUGUGACCCCGCUUCCUGCAGCUGGUAUAUCCCUGGUCUUGGCAGCGCAGGGAAUUCCCUGAGAAAGCCCGGAUCUCAAACGGCCGGUGAACGGACCGUGGAAGAGUGUCAGUGCUUCAUCAUUGAACUGACAAGGGAGCUGAACAGAAUCUUGAAGAACUCCGCUGUUCCUCGCGAUUUCUCGGAAAAAGAUGCCUGCAGCCCGGAAGAUUCUCGCCGCUUCAUCGAGAAAUGGGCCAGCGAGCUAGACCAACUUUUCCAGAUUUCUAAGAGAAGAGGGACUCCGGCUGUGAAGGACAGACUGAAGGAAUGCCAGCGGAUCAUUUCGGAGUGGGUCAGUCCUCUCAAGAGAAUGCCAGAGGAGUCUGUCUCCUUUGGGAUACAUAUGGAUCAGGGUGUUGCGGAGCUGGUGAAGGAGUGGAAACAAGGGAAGCUGAGAAACAUCUUGCCCAUCCUGGAGUUCAUCCUGUGGGCUCUGAUCAGAGAGAGAAGUAUUUCUCAUACCGAGAAAAGAACGCAGCAUAUCACUGCUGCAAUAUUCAUCCCAGAUUCAGUGUGGAGAUGGAUUCGUGAUGCAGCAGUUGAUUUGACUCUGGAACCUUCUUCAUCGAAUUCCAACUUCCUCCUGUCCGAGGAUAGGAAGCGAGUGAGGAGAGGGACCAGGCAAGCUCCCGCUGUCGAUCCCACGAGGCUGGAUCGCUGGCCCUGCGUGCUGAGCAGAGAGGGCUUCACCUCGGGGAGACACUACUGGGAGGUGGAGGUGGGGGGAAACACCUACUGGAAAGUGGGCGUCACCAGAGAAUCUGCUCUGGGAAGGGGUGGAGAAUUUGACAUGACCCUCCAGGGUGGUUACUCUACCCUCUGGUGGGAUGGAUAUCAGUUUUGGGCUGUCACUGACCCUCGGAGCCCCCUCCCCCUGAGUCUGAAGCCUGGGAAGCUGGGGGUGUAUCUGGAUUAUGAGGGAGGGCAGCUCUCCUUUUACAAUGUGGAGACCAGAUCUCACAUCUACACUUUCACUGACCUGGAGUUCAACGGCAGUGGGAAGGUCUAUCCAGUGUUCUAUACCCGGGAUUGGAAAAAAGAGCUGGUGCUAGCGCCCCCUGGUGGCUCGGAAGAUUAAACGCACGUCUGAAUCAGGAAUCUAUUCGAAGAAAUCGGUCUCUCGUUCACGUUUGCUGUAUGUCGAGGCGUUUUUUUGGUUUUCACUACAGCUGAGCUCUUGGUUAAUUAACCAAACCUUUAAUUGAACUAUAAUAAUCAUUUGUUUAAUUAGACUUUUUUUUUUAAUUGUUCCCAGCUCUUAAAAUGAGUUACGGAUUUCAAGUUACUUCUAAAAUGUUUAUAAUAGUUAACUUGGAAUCUCAAACUGUGUUUUUUUUUAAGAGCUGAAAAUAAUAAAAAAAGGUUAAGCAAAUUAGCAGUUCAAUUAAGGGUUUAGUUAAUUAAUUGAGAACUCAGAACACACACAGGGGGGUCCCCAGGACUAGGUUUGAGACUCUCUGCUGUAAACGUUCACUGAAGAAAACUCGUAUUCUCUUCCAGUCAACACUAGCCUUGCCUAAAGCAGAGGGGGGGGUCAAACUCAGUUCCUGGAGGGGGGGCCGCGGGGUCUUGUGGCUUCCGUUCACACCUGAGCUCUCCGUUACUUAAUUGGUCUAAUUAUUUGAUUAACUGGAACGAAUGUAACACUUCUCUCCAGGACUCAGGACUUGAAUCAGGUGUGUUUUUGAAAUCAUCAUCAACUAUAAAAGACCUUGAAAGAAAAAUAUGAAAUAUGUUCAGUUGAACAAAUAGUUAGAUCAGUGAAGUUAAUUGAGAGUUUAUGUUGGAAGGAAAGUCAGAAGACCCCGCGACACUCGAGGACUGGAGUUUGACAGAGACAGAGAGACUGAAAAAAAGCUCAAGGGAAGUGCUAGAGGGGCAUUUUGAUAAAGUGGCUCCAUUUCCUCUGUGUUGAGAGCUUCAUAGCCGGUAUGAAAUUUCACUGCUUUGAUUACAGGAAAUAAAUUUUUAUUUAUAUCUCCAUAUAAAUAAAAAUUAGUAAAUAAUUAUGCUUGUCAUUUUAUACUUCUAAAGACUGAACACUUUGAUUUUAAAAUGUUUAAAUUUACAUAAAUAAACCUUGUGUUUUGAGUGAUUUAAUUUUAUUUUUUCAAAUCAAAAUGUAUUUGGUACUUAAUGAGUUAAGAUUCUCAAACACGAUCACAGGAGACUACAGCACCCCUAAACAAACCGGGAGUGCAAUUGCAAAACGUUACCAGCAGGUGGCAGCAUAGUAUUAACAAAUCCACAGACAUUUUUUAUUAUUAUUACUUGCAUUCGACUUUAAAAGUUUUUAAUGCCUCAGAUUUCGGUAAACGUGACUUUUUAUAUAUAUAAGAGACGCGACUAAUUGCGGGUACAAUUAAAUAUCAAUAAUUUGACAUUAGCGAUUGAUAUAUCUUACAGUUAGUUACAGAUUGAUCACACUGAUCCACAAGCAACAAUCUGGCUUGCUAACCCACUGUAUAUUCUCUGCUGCUGUCUGUGCCAAAAAAGUGUCUGUUUUCACUCGAUUUCCAAGA
Messenger RNA from Acipenser ruthenus (sterlet), 4437 nucleotides. RefSeq names its product butyrophilin subfamily 1 member A1-like. The transcript has 10 exons. Gene Ontology annotation, molecular function: protein binding. Bases 1776 to 2993 code for a protein of 405 amino acids. NCBI's taxonomy places the organism in Eukaryota, Metazoa, Chordata, Actinopteri, Acipenseriformes, Acipenseridae. The record is from RefSeq and is a predicted model, not a curated record.